AUGCAGUCAUAUCUAGCCUACAAGCGUUUUGGCAAGCAUGCGCGUGCUCAGUAUGAAAGAGACGAGAAGCGUGCUGAGGCCAUCGAGCGAGGAAAUGCUGAGAAUGCUGGAAGCGGCCAAGAUCAGAGCCCCGACUCUCGUGAUCCGGAGAGAGCAGAGCAGCCAGGAAGAUCGGACGAGAAAGAUGAUCGAGACAAGGAAGAAGAAGAGGAAGAAGGGAUGGAAAGGAAUAACACCCUCGCAACGAUCCACACGUCUCAGAGCUUCGGAACAAGAAUGGGGCAUGCGAUGACUGGUAUCGAAGUCAGAGAACUUUCUAAAGAGAUGACGAGGCGAAGGACACGAGCAAGCGGUCGAACGAAUACCAGCGAUAAAGCCCCCGAGCGGGAAAAGGUCUUCGUCGUUGGGUAUGAGUCUGAAUCCGAUAUUUUGAACCCUCAUAAUUGGUCCUAUGGGACACGCAUCCUCGCAACGAUUAUGAUCGCAUGGAUCGGCUUCAUCGUCGGUUUUGCGUCCUCUGUUGAUUCGGCAGCCCUUACGCAGGCUGCUGAGGAGUUUGGUGUCAGUGAGGUGACUGAGAGCUUGGCAACUGGGUUGUUUUUGGUGGGAUUUGGAUUUGGUGCCUUGUUUGCCGGACCGAUUUCUGAGACAGUGGGAAGGAACCCAGUUUAUAUCGUUACACUGGCUGUGUAUAUGAUCUGGAUCAUGGCUUCUGCUCUUGCUCCUAAUAUCGGUGCCCAGCUCGUUUUUAGAUUUCUUGCUGGCUUCUUCGGCUCAACUCCCUUAACCUGUGCAGGAGGAUCUAUCUCAGAUCUCUGGGAUCCAAUGGAACGUGUCUUUGCCUUCCCUGUCUUCGCGAAUGCCGCAUUCAUGGGACCAAUAUUCGGCCCAGUCGUGGGAGGUUUCGUCGGCCAGUCAAGCUUGGUGAGCUGGCGGUGGUGCGAAUGGAUAACCCUCAUCAUCUCCGGGGCCAUCCUCAUCAUGGUCAUCCUCUUCCAACCCGAAACAUUCGCUCCUAUCCUCCUAAAAUGGAAAGCUACGCAUCUCCGCAAAAUCACAGGCGACAACCGCUACGUAGCAGAAGUUGAGAUCCGCGCUGAUCCAUUCUGGAAACGAUUGCUGCACGCUCUGUACCGCCCCUUCAUCUUGACUGCACGAGAACCAAUCGUCAUCUUGUUUGCGUUGUAUCUGACCGUUGUGUAUAUCAUUCUUUUCACAUUUUUGGACGGAUAUACAUACAUUUUUGGCAGGACCUACGGCUUCAGCGAAGGCAUAACCGGUCUCUCCUUCCUCGGCAUCGGCAUCGGUCUCUGCUUUGCCUCUCUCUGGGUACCUCUCAUCCACCACUGGGCAAAACGGGACCUCGCCAUCGCGCGAGAAAAAUACGGACCCAACGCACGCAAUCCCCCUGAAAAGCGGCUCUGGUUCGCUAUGCUUGGCGCCCCAGCUGUUCCGAUCUCGCUUUUCUGGAUGGGUUGGACGAAUUAUAAGAGUGUGAGUUAUUGGAACGCGCUGGUGGCGAGCGUGUUGUUCGGUUAUGGCAUUUUGUGCAUUUUCAUCUCGAGUUAUCAAUAUAUUAUUGAUAGCUAUGAGAUGUAUGCUGCCAGCGCGUUGGCGAGUUUGACGUUGAUUAGAUAUGUUGCUGCGGGCGGCAUGGUUGAGGUUGGGAUUCCAUUUUACGAGAAUUUGGGUGUCCACUGGACGUUGACUAUUCUGGGUAUCAUUUCGACGCUCAUGGUGCCAGUGCCGUAUGCGUUCUAUCGUUAUGGCCCGAAGAUCAGGAGUUGGUCGAAGUAUGCAGCGAAUGUUGAUGAGUGAGGGGUGCUGAAGGAGGGAGAGCUGUAAAAAUGGUCCAUUGGUCCACCAUAUGAGACUUUGAGGAGACUUAGCAAGGCGUUCUGGAUGUAUUGAAAUAGCGGAAGGCUGGAAUAUGAUUUUAUUGAAUAAUACAGUAUUUGAGGCUUGAAGUGUCUAUUAU
Molecule: messenger RNA, 1978 nt
Organism: Hyaloscypha bicolor E
Lineage: Eukaryota; Fungi; Ascomycota; Leotiomycetes; Helotiales; Hyaloscyphaceae
Product: MFS general substrate transporter
Exons: 3
Coding region: 1-1818 (605 amino acids)
Biological process (GO): transmembrane transport
Molecular function (GO): transmembrane transporter activity
Source: RefSeq, a predicted model, not a curated record